This is a messenger RNA of Arabidopsis thaliana (thale cress), 1489 nucleotides long. Its product is annotated as Integrase-type DNA-binding superfamily protein. NCBI's taxonomy places the organism in Eukaryota, Viridiplantae, Streptophyta, Magnoliopsida, Brassicales, Brassicaceae. Gene Ontology annotation, biological process: regulation of DNA-templated transcription. The record is from RefSeq and is marked reviewed. Bases 544 to 1164 code for a protein of 206 amino acids. The transcript has a single exon. Gene Ontology annotation, cellular component: nucleus. Gene Ontology annotation, molecular function: DNA-binding transcription factor activity; DNA binding.
AAAUCUAAAGGCUUUUUAAUUAAAAAAGUUUGUAUAUAUAAGAAAAAUCAUGUAUUUUUUUCUUUCUUUUUAGCUAUUUGAAAUUAUAAUUAAGUUAAAGCCAUAGCUUGAUUUUGUUUUCUGAUGAAUAAAGCCAUAGCUUGAUAUUAGAUAGAAGCAUUCACAUGACGAGCCAUUAAUUCAUAGUGAUAAAUCUUUUUAUAUUUCCCCAAUCGCGGAUGACCUUAUCCAUAUCUCUCUCUCUCUUUUCUUUUUUUUUUUGGAAAAAUCUCAAACUCAUCAAUCUCUCUGCUGGUUUUACGAUUACUGUUGCCAAAAAAAGAAGGGUCUCUCGAGACAAGUGUUAGGAUUACAAACACAACACCAGCUUCCUCCUCUCGACACGACCCUCCGUCAUGUCUGCGCCAGCUAUAUCUUCUCCUCGCCACGUUUCAUCACUCUCUUCUAGUAUAUAUACACACCUAACCAUUACCUCAUGUCUUUGCCUUAUCACUCACCAAAAGUCGUCACAUAAUAUCACUUUCGAGUUAUCAACAUCCGUACAUGUCAUCCAUAGAGCCAAAAGUAAUGAUGGUUGGUGCUAAUAAGAAACAACGAACCGUCCAAGCUAGUUCGAGGAAAGGUUGUAUGAGAGGAAAAGGUGGACCCGAUAACGCGUCUUGCACUUACAAAGGUGUUAGACAACGCACUUGGGGCAAAUGGGUCGCUGAGAUCCGCGAGCCUAACCGAGGAGCUCGUCUUUGGCUCGGUACCUUCGACACCUCCCGUGAAGCUGCCUUGGCUUAUGACUCCGCAGCUCGUAAGCUCUAUGGGCCUGAGGCUCAUCUCAACCUCCCUGAGUCCUUAAGAAGUUACCCUAAAACGGCGUCGUCUCCGGCGUCCCAGACUACACCAAGCAGCAACACCGGUGGAAAAAGCAGCAGCGACUCUGAGUCGCCGUGUUCAUCCAACGAGAUGUCAUCAUGUGGAAGAGUGACAGAGGAGAUAUCAUGGGAGCAUAUAAACGUGGAUUUGCCGGUAAUGGAUGAUUCUUCAAUAUGGGAAGAAGCUACAAUGUCGUUAGGAUUUCCAUGGGUUCAUGAAGGAGAUAAUGAUAUUUCUCGGUUUGAUACUUGUAUUUCCGGUGGCUAUUCUAAUUGGGAUUCCUUUCAUUCCCCACUUUGAGGUGUCACUAGACUCUCUUUAAUUGUUAAGUUAUCAUAUACAAACUACAUAUAUAUACAAAUAUAGUCACCGUGAACUAGGAUAUAUAUGUAAAUAAACACCAGUUACAUGUACUUAUAUAUGUGCACAUCUAUAUAUGUGGUUUGUCUGUAUAGUGUGAAAGCAGAUUCUUACCAUAUCAAAAAAAACAUAAAAACGACAGUUGUUUGUCUCGAAGCUAAAAAUGUGUCAUGGGGAAAACUAUUAAAUCAAGUGCAAUGUAUCUGUAUAAAGAAAACGGGAUGUUACGUUGUGUGUAACGGUCAAUGUGUAACUAUUAUAUGUC